AUGGUCUCCGAAGCUGAGCAGUACGCUGAGACCGACAAAGCGUGCAAGCAGCUCGUCGAGGAGGCGAACAAGGUGGACUCCAUCUGUGCCAACACCGAGAAGGCAAUAAACGAGUUUAGGGACCAGAUUGACACGACGGAGAAGGUCAGCAAGCUCAUCGUGGAGCUGCGCGAGCUUGCCGUCAAGGGCUGGGCGGGCGACACGUCUGUCAACGAGACCCAGCAGUCGUCGCUCGGUCUCCUCCAAAAGGUGUACGAGAAGCGCAAUGUGGAGGGCGCUGCAUUGUUCCAGCAGCCUGCGUCGGAGAACAAGGAGGAGAACGAGUGA
This is a messenger RNA of Dichomitus squalens LYAD-421 SS1, 327 nucleotides long. RefSeq lists its product as uncharacterized. The transcript has 2 exons. Lineage: Eukaryota; Fungi; Basidiomycota; Agaricomycetes; Polyporales; Polyporaceae. Gene Ontology annotation, molecular function: ATP binding; ATP-dependent protein folding chaperone. The record is from RefSeq and is a predicted model, not a curated record. The coding region runs from base 1 to 327 and encodes 108 amino acids.